GCCAUGACGCUGCUCCCUGGUUCAGAAUAUCAUACCUGGGCUAUCCCCCUACAGGCUACCUGCCUUUCCCUGGAUAUCCUCCUGCAGGUCAGGAGUCACCUUUCCCCGCUCCGGGUCAGUGUCCAUAUCCUAGUGGCUUUCCACCAAUGAGAGGAGGUGCUUACCCUCCAGCACCGAGUGGCAGCUACCCAGGAGCUGGAGGCUACCCUACACCUGGAGGUUAUCCCGCUGCUGGGGGCUAUCCUGUUACCCCACAUCCAGGGGGCGCUCCAGCCUAUCCUGGAGGACAAGGCUUUGGGGCUCCACCUGGUGGAGCAGGCUUUUCUGGCUAUCCACAGCCACCUGCACAGUCUUAUGGUGGUGGACCAGCCCAGGUUCCAGUAAUAGGUGGCUUUCCCAGAGGACAGAUGCCCUCGCAGUACCCUGGAGGACAAGCUCCUUACUCUAGCCAGCCUGUUGCAAUGACUCAGGGCACCCAAGGAACAAUCCGACCAGCCUCCAACUUUGAUGCUAUGAGAGACGCAGAAAUUCUCCGCAAGGCAAUGAAGGGGUUUGGGACAGAUGAGCAAGCAAUUGUGGAUGUUGUGUCCAGUCGUUCCAAUGACCAGAGGCAACAAAUUAAAGUAGCCUUUAAGACCAUGUAUGGCAAGGAUUUAAUUAAAGAUCUCAAGUCAGAGUUGAGUGGAAAUAUGGAAGAGUUAAUCCUUGCCCUGUUCAUGCGGUCUACAUAUGCCUGGGGUUUACAGAAAGCGAUGCAGGGAGCAGGAACUCAAGAACGUGUAUUAAUAGAGAUUUUGUGCACAAGAACAAAUCAAGAAAUCCGAGACAUUGUUAGAUGUUAUCAAUCAGAAUUUGGACGAGACCUUGAGAAGGACAUUAAGUCAGAUACUUCAGGACAUUUUGAACGUCUCCUCGUGUCCAUGUGCCAGGGAAAUCGUGAUAAGAACCAGAGCGUAAACCACCAGAUGGCUCAGGAAGAUGCCCAGUGCCUCUAUCAGGCUGGCGAGGGGGAGUUAGGGACAGAUGAAUCCCGCUUCAAUAUGAUCCUGGCCACAAGAAGCUUCCCUCAGCUGAAAGCCACCAUGGAGGCUUAUUCCAGGAUGGCUAAUCGAGAUUUGUUAAGCAGUGUGAGCCGAGAGUUUUCCGGAUAUAUUGAAAGUGGUUUGAAGACUAUCUUGCAGUGUGCCCUCAAUCGUCCUGCCUUCUUCGCUGAGCGACUCUACUAUUCCAUGAAAGGCACUGGCACAGAGGACUCCACCCUGGUCAGGAUUGUGGUCACUCGAAGUGAGAUUGUUGUUCAGAUAAAGCAGAUGUUCACCCAGAUGUAUCAGAAGACCCUAAGCACAAUGAUUGCCAGCGACACAAGCGGUGAUUACAGAAAGCUGCUUCUGGCCAUCGUCAGCCAGUGAGAGGGGGUUUGGGUGUUUGUCUUUAAUGAAUGACACUAUUCAGGGCUUAUCCUUGCAAGCAACGAGACCUGCAUGGAGCAAUGUCGACACCACCUAACCGGAGUAGCUUUUUACUAAGGACUGUGUGAGGGUACCGUGCUUGGUUUGCGCACGUUGUUACUGCCUUAAUUCUAAUGUUUUUUUUUUUCCUUUCUAUAUCCAACCAGUGUAAAGGCCAUAUCAGUGAUGUAGUAAUU
Molecule: messenger RNA, 1645 nt
Organism: Peromyscus eremicus (cactus mouse)
Lineage: Eukaryota; Metazoa; Chordata; Mammalia; Rodentia; Cricetidae
Product: annexin A7-like
Cellular component (GO): cytoplasm
Molecular function (GO): calcium ion binding; calcium-dependent phospholipid binding
Source: RefSeq, a predicted model, not a curated record